This is a messenger RNA of Lactuca sativa (garden lettuce), 447 nucleotides long. The record is from RefSeq and is a predicted model, not a curated record. NCBI's taxonomy places the organism in Eukaryota, Viridiplantae, Streptophyta, Magnoliopsida, Asterales, Asteraceae.
AUGGUUAUUGAUAGUUUCCAACAGAUUUGGUGCCAAAACAGCAACGGAGGUAGAAGCAAAUGCUUUAUCUGGAGCUUUGGCAUUGGAGCUGGAGCCAACAUGGGUCGUGGUAACCUUCUAGGAGGAGCAAUUCCUGGGAUGAAUACGGGUGUCGUCGGUGGAAUCGAUGGUAGUUUCGGACCUGGUGUUAGGAUUCCGAUAAGCAGACCUGGUAGCCCCGACGGCGGAUCUGGAGCUGGUAGUAGUGGUGGUAUAGGCGGAGAUCAAGGGUUUGGUGGUGGUGAGCUUGGCCACAACAUUCGACUUGGUGGUGAUAUUGGAACAGGUAACACCGGAUUGGGUAACGCAGUAAUUGGUGUGGGGAUUGGCGUUGUUAUUGGUGGCGGUGGUCUAGGUGGUAUUGGCAACGGUGGUGUUGCUGAAGGAGGUAUGGAUGGGCAGCCGUAA